GUGACGGCGGGGCGGGGGCGCCGGGGCCGCCAGACGUGCCGGCGGUCACAGGGCUCCGCACGUCGCUGCCGUCCACCCACUCGCCCGCAUUUAACCCGGCCCGCGGCCGCCCGCCGCUCCUCAGCCCGCGCGGCGCGGGCGCGGCAUGAGCAGCAGCGGCCCCGGCAGCGGCACCGGCAGCGCCCGCAGCCCCUGCCCGCCCUGAGCCCCGCACCGCCCGCGCCCCGCCAUGGAGCGCAUCCCCAGCGCGCAGCCCCCGCCCGGCUGCCUGGGCAAGCUGCCCGCCCUGGACAGCGGAGACCUGCCGGGGCUGGACUUCGCGCACAUGUACCAGGUGUACAAGCCCCGGAGGGGCUUAAAGAGGAGCGAGGACAACAAGGAGACGUACAAGCUGCCGCACCGGCUGAUCGAGAAGAAGAGGCGCGACAGGAUCAACGAGUGCAUCGCGCAGCUGAAGGACCUGCUGCCCGAGCACCUCAAGCUGACGACUCUAGGGCACCUGGAGAAGGCUGUGGUUCUGGAGCUCACCUUGAAGCACGUGAAGGCACUGACCAAUCUCAUCGAGCAGCAGCAGCAGAAAAUCAUCGCUCUGCAGAGCGGUUUGCAGGCAGGUGACCUGUCAUCGAGAAACCUCGACUCCAGCCAGGAAAUGUUUCGAUCCGGUUUCCAGAUGUGUGCCAAGGAAAUGCUGCAAUACCUGGCAAAGCACGAGAACGGCAAGGAGCUGAAGUCGUCGCAGCUGGUCAGCCACCUGCACCGGAUGGCCAGCGAGGUGCUGCAGGGCGGGGCCGCCCGCAAGCCCGGGGACAUCCCUGCCAAACUGGCGGAGCUGAAGGAGAAGCCGGCGCCCCUGGGCGAGGGCCACGGGAAGAACUGCGUGCCCGUGAUCCAGCGGACAUUCGCUCACUCCAGCGGGGAGCAGAGCGGCAGCGACACGGACACGGACAGCGGGUACGGGGGCGAGCUGGAGAAAAGCGACUCCAAGUCGGAGCAGCCCUACUUCAGAAAGGAUACCGACCUCAAGUACGCUGUCCAGGAGAGAAUAAGCUCUAUUAAGCAAGAGACUGAGGACCCGCCGGCCAAAAGGAGCAGGCUGGAGUCGCCGCAGGACGAGGGCCCUUUUGGCAGUGACAUGAUGGGCUCCUCCGGCGGCUUCCUGGGCCCCCACGCUCACCAGCCUCCCCUGUGCCUGCCUUUCUACCUGAUCCCGCCGUCCGCCACCGCCUACCUGCCCAUGCUGGAGAAGUGCUGGUACCCAGCCUCGGUCCCCGUGCUGUACCCCAGCCUGCCGGCCUCUGCCGCGGCCCUCACGGGCUUCAUGAACCCCGACAAAAUCUCCCCCCCUCUGCUGAUGCCCCAGAGACUCCCUUCUCCUGUGCCAGCCCAUUCCCCCAUCGACUCCUCGGCUCUGCUUCAAGCUUUGAAGCAGAUUCCUCCUUUGAACUUGGAAACCAAAGACUGAGCGCAGUGUGACUGGUUUUUCUUUUUUUCUUUUUUUGUUUUUUUUUUUAGUUUGAGAGACUGUUUCACUUUUAUAUAUUGGCUGGACUGAGGUGUGGGGACGAGGUUCACUGUGCGUAGGAAGCUAAAUCCCCUUUUCUCUGACUUGUCAGGUAGCUUGGAGAAGGAUGAAGGAUGCGCCCAGGUUAGCAAUUGACAACUACUUCCAAAAGAUUAAAGAAAGGUUUAAGAAGGGUUUUUUUCUUUACCCCUUCCCUUCCUCCCUCUCCACAUUUACAGAGCAGCAGUUGACUCGGUCAGCUGCCAAUCUAUUGCAAAGCUGUGAAGAAAUAUUCCAUUGGGCAGACCCGCCUUGAGGGUCUGCGAGUAUAAAAUACUGAAUAUAAACCACGGUACUGCUCUGGGGACACCGGCCCCGCUGGCUCCUGGAGCCGGGCUGGGUCCGAGGGACCCUGAGCGUGGGGGGUGGUGGUGGCAAUGCCACCGUGGGCACAGGAGGAGCAGGGCAGUGGUCACUGCAGGGACAGCAGUGUCACCAGGAGGAGCAGGGCAGUGGUCACUGCAGGGACAGCAGUGUCACCAGGAGGAGCAGGGCAGUGGUCACUGCAGGGACAGCAGUGUCACCAGGAGGAGCAGGGCAGUGGUCACUGCAGGGACAGCAGUGUCACCAGGAGGAGCAGGGCAGUGGUCACUGCAGGGACAGCAGUGUCACCAGGAGGAGCAGGGCAGUGGUCACUGCAGGGACAGCAGUGUCACCAGGAGGACCGGGGCAGUGGUCACUGCAGGGGACAGCAGUGUCACCAGGAGGAGCAGGGCAGUGGUCACUGUGAGUGGUGGCAGUGGUGGCAUUGCCACCAGGAGUCCAGGAAGAGCAGGGCAGCAGUCACUGCCUGGUGACACAUGAUCAGGCAGAACUAAAAGGGGAUUCUCUCCACACCUUUGCUGAUCCAUAGAUAUUUUUUUAAGAAAUAAAAGGUAGCUGCUGCUUGGAGCUUUCCAUGGCGUACAUCUAACAAAUAAAUGAGCCUGCGCCCUGCUGUAAGCUGAGCUGCUGCCUCGGGGGGAGCUGUCCCCGGGGUCGCGGUGCCGGUGGCUCCGGGCCCCGCCUGUCCCGCAGGAAUCGCGGGAUGCUCCCGGCCCCGCCUGUCCCGCAGGAAUCGCGGGAUGCUCCGGGCCCCCCCGGUCCCGCAGGAAUCGCGGGGUGCUCCCGGUCCCGCAGGAAUCGCGGGGUGCUCCGGGCCCCGCCUGUCCCGCAGGAAUCGCGGGAUGCUCCGGGCCCCGCCUGUCCCGCAGGAAUCGCGGGGUGCUCCCGGUCCCGCAGGAAUCGCGGGAUGCUCCGGGCCCCGCCUGUCCCGCAGGAAUCGCGGGGUGCUCCCGGUCCCGCAGGAAUCGCGGGGUGCUACCGGCCGGCAGCGCCAUCCCUGCUCACCCUGCCCCUGUCAGUGCCUUUGGAAAAUCCAGGCUGGGGUUUCCAGAGGAGUCCCACCCCGGCAGGGUCGGAGCAGCUCUUGGCAGCCCCCGGCUCACAGCCCGUGUUAGGAGAGAGGGCUCGGCUGGUGGCACUUGGCCUGCAAACUGCAAGAGGCUUUCUCCGCAGAGGAACAUCAUCUCCAGUUUAGCUUCUUUCUAAUCAAAAACCCCCAGACUUCACUGCCGAAGGCAGUGCUCUUUGGUGGUUUUUCCCUUGCUGGUUUUGAGAACUGGUGAGCAGAGCCCCUGUGUGGAUCCUCGUGUCGCCCUCCCAUUGCACCAGCUGUUGAGAUGCACUAUGCUUGAUUGCAGAUUGUGUUCUAACGUUUAUUUUGUUGUUGGUUUUUUGGGGUUUUUUUGGUAUACAGUUGUUGCCUUUAUUUGUAAAAUCCUGUUAUAAAUAUAUAUAUAAUAUAAAUAUAUUGAAAGUUAAAACGUUUCAGAUGUCUAUUAUUUGUAUAACUACUUGAGCAUAAAGAAGUGAGAAAUAUGAAUGUAUUCUUGUUUCUGGGUUGUCUUUUUUUUUUUUGAAGAGAAGAAUAUUCCGUUUUUCUCUCGGGAGAGGUACAGUGUUUAUAUUUUGGAGCCGCCUUCAAGGUGGGAUAUUGUACAUAUUUUUAUCUUGAGUAAAUGUUAAGUAGCUGUUUAAAAAUGCUUAAUAAAAUAAUUCUUUUCCUGUGGAAGAUAAGGGU
Messenger RNA from Prinia subflava (tawny-flanked prinia), 3623 nucleotides. RefSeq names its product basic helix-loop-helix family member e40 (gene BHLHE40). Gene Ontology annotation, biological process: regulation of neurogenesis; circadian regulation of gene expression; regulation of transcription by RNA polymerase II. Gene Ontology annotation, cellular component: nucleus. Gene Ontology annotation, molecular function: DNA-binding transcription factor activity, RNA polymerase II-specific; protein dimerization activity; RNA polymerase II cis-regulatory region sequence-specific DNA binding. The transcript is spliced from 5 exons. The coding region runs from base 230 to 1462 and encodes 410 amino acids. Lineage: Eukaryota; Metazoa; Chordata; Aves; Passeriformes; Cisticolidae. The record is from RefSeq and is a predicted model, not a curated record.